AUGAGUGGCAGCUUCAUCAUAGACUGUAUGGUCGCCUCUGCCACUCUGAACUCCCCGUACGCAACACGCGAGGAGCAGGACUUCCACCAGUGUGUGCGCGUCUGUACCCUCAUCCCCGCGCCUCGGUGCGAUCUCACGACGACCGAAGCGCACGCCUCCUGCCCACCGCGUCUCCUUCCCCUGCGCCCGGAGAACAUGCACCAGCAGCAGCAGCAGCAGCAGCAGCACCAGCGCAUGGCAGCUUUCGGAACGGACAAGGAACUCAGCGAUUUACUGGAUUUCAGUGCGAUGUUUUCUCCUCCUGUCGGGACUAAGAAAGCAGCAGGCGUCCUGAGCAACACACAUUACUCCUCAGCACUGUCCCCAAAGCAGGUGCACAGGAGCCAUGUGAAGCCUGUGAUGUGA
Molecule: messenger RNA, 405 nt
Organism: Knipowitschia caucasica
Lineage: Eukaryota; Metazoa; Chordata; Actinopteri; Gobiiformes; Gobiidae
Source: the annotation of a GenBank genome assembly